AUGAAGAGAUCGGAGAGCGAUGGCGAGUUGAAUGGCGAAGACGCCUUUAGCUUGGAGAAUCCAGCUUUGCGUGGAGGAGGGAAGAGCGGGAAGCAGCACCACUACAACGGGUCAGAUGAUUACCUGGUGCUCGGGGACGGGGACGAUUUGUCCAGCUCUGGCGAACAAUCGGCCAGGACCGUGUCUGCCGAGAUCUACUCCCUCAACAAGGUCCUCAAAGAGGCCCUGCCCCUCACCGCCUCCUCCGUGGACUCGGAGGAGAAGGAGGGCUAUCUGUUCAUCCAGACCAAGCUCGUGAGCCAGUGGAAGAGGCGGUGGUGCGUGUGGAAGCGUUGCAAUGGCGAAGGCCUCCUGCUGGGCGGCUACGCGCUCUACUACUACAAAGACAAGAACCAGGCCGCGAGCUACAAGAAGCCGCUCAUCAAGUUCAGCAAGCCCAAGGACGACCCGAGGGCGAUGGGUCGGAUCAACAUGACCUUUGCCCACAAGGAGGCCUUCUCCACCAGAGAAAAGGAAACGAUCGCGCUGGCGAUGGAAAAGCAGGCCAUCCCGCAGAGCAAGCACUUCGUUCGCCUGGCGUCGCCCAACCGCAUCUUCAGCGUUGCAGCAGACUCGGACGAAAACCUCGACGAGUGGUUCGACGUGUGGCAUGCCUAUCUCAAGGAAGCGAUCGAGAAUGACCAGUAUGCGUUCAAAAUCGACGCGGCCAACCGCUUGGAGCCGCUGAUCAGACUGCAGUACUCCGUGUGGCUCGAGAAGGCGGCCAACAUGGUCAAGGCGCUGGAGGCCAACGGCUUCUUCGACGACAAAUUCAGCCACCAAAAGAGGGACAAGGCGGGCUCGCUCGAGUUGGAGAGCCAGAAGUCGCCCGGCACGUGGAAGAGGUUCCGUUUCAUCUUGAAGGGCCGCCACCUCUACUACUACCCGCACAACAAGGGGCACACGGCGAAGCGAGUCAUAGUGCUGCAGUACUCGAGCACGGAGGAGGACGGCGAGACCCAGGCCGACGGCUCCUACGUGUUCCAGAUCACCACGCCCCUCAUCACCUACACCAUCAAGGCGCCCCACAAGGUCGCUGCGGAGGAGUGGAUCACGGCGAUCGAGAAGGCCAAGCAGGGCAAGCGGAAAUCCGGCAAGAAGGGUGAUCCGCUGAGUGGGGAGGGAGACACGAAACUGUCGCUCCUGUCCUCGCAGGCGGAGGACGUGCCCGAAGGCGCAGGCAUCAACCCGCGCUUCGAGGGCGCCUUCCUCACCUACAUGCUCCCCGACGCCCGCAAGGAAAAGGUGUACAAAAUCAAGAAGGACUCGGUGAAGAUCGGACGCUCGUCCACGAACGACCUCAUGAUCGACGACUCGCGCCUUUCACGCGAGCACGCCCGGAUCGACACAUCCAACGAUCGGUUGGUGUUUGUGGACUUGGGCAGCAAGCGAGGCAGCAAGGUGAAUCACCACAUGUGCAACGGCCGGAGGGUGCUGAGGGAUGGCGACCUCAUCAAGGUCGGCCGCACCCGCAUGCGCGUGUUUGCCGGCAAGCCGGACAAGCACUGA
Messenger RNA from Acanthamoeba castellanii str. Neff, 1548 nucleotides. RefSeq names its product PH domain containing protein. Lineage: Eukaryota; Discosea; Longamoebia; Acanthamoebidae. Gene Ontology annotation, molecular function: protein binding. The record is from RefSeq and is a predicted model, not a curated record. The transcript has 14 exons. Bases 1 to 1548 code for a protein of 515 amino acids.